Molecule: messenger RNA, 1481 nt
Organism: Physella acuta
Lineage: Eukaryota; Metazoa; Mollusca; Gastropoda; Physidae
Source: RefSeq, a predicted model, not a curated record
UCACGAAGUGUGUCGUGUCACGAAGGGUACGCUACCCGGUUGACUCAUGACAUUUUACACACGGACUUAACACAUUUAACCGUAAACAGUAAACUGUAAAAAUCAUUAAAGUAGGACAAUUUAGAUUAUAACGAAACACACAUUUAACCUUAGAAAUUAGAUUGUAAAAAUUAGACUCUACUUUCUCAAAAAGCACAGUACGUUUGACUCUAGCUGUUCCAUGAAGUAGUGGAUGCACGCACUGUAGCAGCCCAUUAAGCUAUCUGCAAGAUGUAUCGCAUAUGGAUUUUAAUGUGUGCUUUGAUCUUUCUUGAAGUAUCUGCUGACUUGAAGACAUUUUGCAAAGAACAAGAGGAAGUCUUUAAUGGCUGCUCAUCUAGCAUUGAACAGGUGUAUUUGGCAUCAGGUGAUGAUAUAGAGCAUCUCUGCAGUGGACUGUCCAGCUACCUCAACUGUUUCCAAGACACAAAAAUCACCUGCCCGAAACUCCCACGAUUUGGAGACGAUAUUUUUCUAGAAGCAGUGGACAACACACGGGUGGUCUUCAACAAAUAUUGCUCAGACUUGAAGGGAUUGAAUUUAAACACGAAUUGUUCGACAGAAGUUGUCGCCCGUCUAGUUCGCCAUUGUUUGAGUUUUAUUAACCUGGUGCAGUCAGAGACACCCAGGGACAAGAUGUGUCAACUGAACAGCAAGUAUUUGAAAUGUCUGCAGGGAGCCACUAAAGUCUGCCAACAAAACAACAAGGAGUUCUUGAACCACAACAUUCCACAGGUCAUGUACAACACAGAGAUGGUCAUUAAAACGCUUUGUGAGGACAUGCAGGGCGACGACCCCCGCGCCACGGCAGGUAAACCUGCAGAAAAACCUGUCAACCCUCGGGCCUGCACUGACCUAAAGGUCCAGUCUCAGGUCAACAAAUGCAAUGCCCACUUAGAGCAGCCGCCGGAAGUCGCUGCUGUCUCAGGAUGCAGAUCACAAAAGCUGUAUCUGCAAUGUAUGGCCAAAGUCCAGAAGAACUGCCCAAGUGCUAAAGCCAAAUACACGAAGGCUACCAGUGAUGCCAAGAAAACGUUUGACAAAUUAUGCAUCUCCCUGAAGUGCCCAGCUACUGUAGAGGAUGGUCAGGACGAUGUCGUCAGCUUCUGUCUGAAGGACCUUGAAGCUAUUGAGGACCUGCCUGACCAAUCUACCUACUGCAGGAAGCUGAGUGACGUCAGGAAAUGUAUGACGUCAACACAGUCCAAGUGUUCAACACUGUCUGACGGUCAACGAGUGGACGAGGCUUUGGUCAUGCUAACCUCUGUCUUUAAAAACAACUGUAGAUAAACUGACCACUGGUCACAAUUGAAUAAUACUCUUUAAAAAACAAAUUGUUUUAGUUUCACAUUUCGUAGUAAAACAAAAACAAAAGAAAGAAGAUAAUAGAUGAAAGAAGUGUUGCAAGCUAUUAUUCAAUAUCUUUGUGAAUUAAAGAAUAA